Messenger RNA from Pelagomonas calceolata, 610 nucleotides. The record is from the annotation of a GenBank genome assembly. Lineage: Eukaryota; Pelagophyceae; Pelagomonadales; Pelagomonadaceae.
GAAGCCGCGGCCCUCCUCGCUGUCUCGCACAUAAAACCGCGAGCCCUUGACCUGCCACCGGAGCCGGCUCUCGGGCCCGCCCGCCACGUAGUUCCACCUGAGCGGUGCGCGCUACCACGACAACCCCCACGUCUUUUCCAAACCCGACGCGCUCUUCUAUUUCCACAUGGAGCACAAAUAUCACGGAGUUAGCCACCAGCGCUGCUACGAGACGUUGAAAUACGUGAGCGAAAAGCUCGCGUUGCCCCGGCAGCCGCUGCACGAGACGCACACGCAGGAGGGGAACCGGCACGCCGCGGCAAAGAUCCGCGCAUCCCCGGCCCGCGUCGUGCUCGUGGCGUGGGAGCACCGCAACAUCCCGCUCCUCGCCGAGGCCUUAGGGUACUCGGACUCGAACCCGGAAUUCAAGCAGGAGCUGGAGAAGUGCCAUAGCAAGCUGGGCGGUUGGCCAACGGACGCCGACUUCGACUUCGUGUAUACCUUUAGCUACGACACCGGUUCCGACCGAUUGGUCGGCUUCUCCUGCCGCCACGAGGGCGUCACGCCGUUCAUCCCGGCCGACGCGUACGACAACUGCAACAAACACGACGACUGUUAAGUAUAUCACAUU